UCCUACGCAGUUGAUAGAGAUGGUGUUAUGGUGGAUGUUUCCACGUAGCAGUGGAGUGGAGUGUAGUGUAGUGUAGUGAAGAGUACAGCGCUGAGGGGGCGGAAUCUGUGUGCUGCGGACUGGAACGCGGAGAGAAAACUCACUGAAGUGCUGCUCACGGCGAGUUCAUGCUCAUAGAGCAGCUCGGACUUCAGUUAAACGGACUUCUUUGCUAGCUUGUCUAGCUAACAAGCUAAUGCUGUUGCUUACCCAGAGUGGUUAGUGAGAUAACUUGCACUCGGCCUAACUGUCAGCGAGCUUUAUUCCGGUCUCCGACAUGGAGUUUCACACCUCCGGCCCCGGUGCAGUGCUGCUGCCCGGGAACAACGUCCCGGCUUUCCUCACUAAACUGUGGACGCUAGUCGAUGACCCAGAGACCGAUCCCUUAAUCUGCUGGAGCCCAAACGGCAACAGCUUCCAUGUGUUUGACCAGGGCAGGUUCUCCAAAGAAGUGCUUCCUAAAUACUUCAAGCACAACAACAUGGCCAGCUUUGUUCGACAGCUCAAUAUGUAUGGUUUCCGGAAAGUGGUCCACAUUGAGCAGGGAGGUUUGGUGAAGCCUGAGAAAGACGAUACCGAGUUCCAGCAUCCCUACUUUCUCCGUGGACAGGAGCACUUGCUGGAGAACAUUAAGAGGAAGGUGACCACGGUGUCCAAUAUUAAGCACGAGGACCUGAAGCUGAGUCCAGAGGACGUGAGCAAAGUUAUCUCAGACGUGCAGCACAUGAAGGGAAAGCAGGAGUUGAUGGACACCAAAAUCAGCACCCUGAAACAUGAGAACGAAGCUUUGUGGAGAGAAGUGGCAAUGCUGAGGCAGAAACAUGCCCAGCAGCAGAAAGUUGUAAAUAAGCUCAUCCAGUUCCUCGUCACAUUGGCACGGUCCAACAGAGUUCUCGGAGUGAAGAGAAAGAUGCCUCUGAUGUUGAAUGACAGCAGCACAGCACACUCCAUUCCUAAAUACAGCAGGCAGUACUCUCUGGAGCCUUCACCUAAUCUUGCUUCCCCUGGAACAACUUUCUCAGGAUCAGGCAUCUUCUCCACUAAUGCACCAGUCAAGUCUGGCCCGAUCAUCUCUGACAUCACAGAUCUGGCCCAGUCUAGCCCCGCUAGUGCAGAUGAGUGGAUGGAGGAUAGGACAAGCCCGUUGGUGCAUGUAAAGGAAGAGCCGUUAAGCCCCACCUACAGUUCUGAGGUAGAAGAAGUGUGUCCUGUGGAGGUGGAGGUCGGUGCAGGGUCCACUUUACCUGCAGACACGCCCCUUUCCCCCACCACCUUUAUUAACUCCAUUCUGCAGGAGAGUGAACCAUCACCUGCCCCACCUCCACCCCAGAAAUGCUUAAGCGUGGCACGUUUGGACAAUUCCUCCCAGACGUCUGAGGUGCCCCACCCUUUUCCCAGCCUCUCCUCUUCGUCUUCUCACCUCAGAUCACAUCCAGGGAGUGAGCUGAAUGAGCACCUGGACAGCAUCGACAGCGGCUUGGAAAACCUGCAGGCGAUCUUCAACGUGCAGUCCAUCAACUUUGAUUCCUCACCACUCUUUGAUAUCUUCAGUUCAAACACUGGCGCUGACUUCGACUUGGACAGUUUGGCAACUAUUCAGGAGUUGCUGUCAGAACCUGUCAGAGACACCGAGUGUAGUGACAACAUUAAACCAGGAAAGCAGCUGGUUCAGUACACAGCUCAGCCAGUGGUGGUGACCGACCCCAUGAGCACCGAGAACACGGGCGCGGAUCUGCCCAGUCUGCUCGAGCUGGACGGAGACUCUUAUUUUAGCCCAGACCCUGCUGAUGAUCCUACCAUCUCGCUCCUGACCACUGACUUCCAAACUACAAUGUCUGGAGAUCCCAAGCUAUAGUAGAAAAAAAAAAAACAGCUUAUUAAAAGGAAUUUGUGUGUGUGUUUGGGGGUUUUUAAUUUUUAAUUUUUUUUCUGUCGUCUUUAUCAAUGUUAAAAUUACCAUUUUUCUUUCCUGGCCUGUCUGCUCCUUUAAAAUCAUAAUCCCCUGACAGCAACAGCACAGAUUCAGCAUGUCUGUAUUGGUCAUAAAAUCAGUGCGCCGCGCUCUCGUUUCAUUAUGUACCUCCGCAGCAGGCGAGGCAUUCAAGCCCUAAUCUGGAAUCCCCCAGAGAAGCUCAGCUCUGUCAUGACAGGGGCCGAGCAUACUAACCGAGGAGAUGCAUUUAUACGGACUGACUCAUUCAUUUCUAGCAAUCAGUUCAGGUCCGUAGAAUAUGAAUGAAUUGUGUACUAGAAAUGUAUUGAUAACACACAGAACUAUAUUGUAGUUAUAUGUAAAGAAAAAGCAUCUUAUACGUACACGAGUGCUUUGCUUGGUCAGAUCUUUCCACACAUUCGCCAGCAGCAGUGGGUCCUGAGUGGGGCUUUAACUAACCUGUAUAACAGAACAUAUAUUCUACAGAUAAUCUCAGAUCAAGUAGUGUGUGUGUGCGUGUGCGUGUGUGUGUGUGUGUGUGUGUGUGUCUUCAUUGAGCAUGCAGAGUGUGUUUAUUUUUAUUGGAUUUGGUUGAGACUGUUUAUUCCUCAGAGCACGAAUGAGACGAGUGUAAAUAAGGGCGGAGGUGAGGGAGAAGAAAGCGAGCUCAAAUUUCUCACCAUUGGAAAGUCUACUGUUUUUAUAGCUGAAAUUGCAGCUUUGUUCAUGGGUCAUGACCUCAGGCUCAAGUGUCUACUUUGUUUAUUUUCAGUUUAUAAAGAUGUGCAAUGUUGUAGCACAUAGGCUUUUCUGGUUCUUUGUUUUGUUUUUUAGCCACUGAUGCACAAGUUCAGUCUAACCAGAGGAUUAAUGCAGCAAUGUCACUGUGUGAUUUUUAUAUAUAUAUUCAAAAUAUAUAAAUACUCAAAAUAUAUAAAUACAGGUCCAAGACUACAUGUUAGAGCUCAGUGAAGAGUUCGCGUUAAUAGACGGAUAGUUGGUCGAGUCCCACAUCAUUACCUGCUAGCUUCAAAUUCAGAGUGUGUAAAGUGCAUAAUUUUAUUACGUGUCUUUAAAAAAAAAAAAUUUCUUUAAAGGAAUAUAACAUUUUACAUUUGUGCUAUGAUAACACAGCUACAGGACAUCAGUAACUGUGGUUUAGGUUGAGCAUACAUGUUUAAGCUGAUUAUAUACAUUAACGUGAAUGUAGUUAAUUAUUGAUGUGUUGUUAAUUACUGGCUGGGCUUCUUCUUCUAAUAGCAGUACUCUAACCACGACUCUGAUAUAACAAGACAAUUCUACACGAUCGAAGUAAGUCAGGAUCGGAAACGUGUUUUUUUUUUUUUUUUUUUUUUUGUGGUGGGAGGGGGGUUCGUAUACAUCGCCCCCUGGUGGCUCUGAUCGGUCCAUCAUUGCUCUCUGCUUUUCAAAAAUGUGGUGUGAAGCCAACAGGUAUAUAUAAUAUUAUAUUAUUGCUCAUACAAUAGUACAAUCGUCUGGCUCAAUUUAGUUAUUAGAUAUCUAUAAUAGAGACACGGCUAAAUUAUUUUCUUACGCAUGUGAACAAUACUUUGUGUAAGUUUCCAAUAAAAAUGUUUUGAAAGUA
Messenger RNA from Ictalurus furcatus (blue catfish), 3578 nucleotides. It is a transcript of the gene hsf1, whose product is annotated as heat shock transcription factor 1. Gene Ontology annotation, molecular function: DNA-binding transcription factor activity; sequence-specific DNA binding. Gene Ontology annotation, biological process: regulation of DNA-templated transcription. The record is from RefSeq and is a predicted model, not a curated record. The transcript has 14 exons. The coding region runs from base 317 to 1894 and encodes 525 amino acids. NCBI's taxonomy places the organism in Eukaryota, Metazoa, Chordata, Actinopteri, Siluriformes, Ictaluridae.